Molecule: messenger RNA, 1173 nt
Organism: Lachancea nothofagi CBS 11611
Lineage: Eukaryota; Fungi; Ascomycota; Saccharomycetes; Saccharomycetales; Saccharomycetaceae
Source: the annotation of a GenBank genome assembly
AUGUUUGACCAAACAACACUAUUUUCAGCAUCAACAGUCCACUUGGAACACAUAACUACUGCUCUGAACUGUUUAACACCAUUUGGGAUGAAAGAUGAUGUCCUUAUCAUUAUAGACAAGGAUGGAUUGUCAUUUGCAAGGGAGAACAACCGAGUGAUUAGCAUCCAGCUAUACCUUUCCAAGGAACUGUUCAUUUCUUACAAUUACAACCCACCGAAUGAAGAUGCUGACUUCCAUACAAAACUCUGCGUUAAAAUUAAUCAUAUUUUGGACGGCAUAAGCAUUGUGAGCCGCGAUAAAGACGAUGUGGUAGAAUGCACACUCUCUUACAAUGGAGAAGGCACUCCAUUUGUUUUGAUAUUCGAGGAUUCAGUGAUAACCGAAAAAGUGGAGUACUCGACUUAUUUAGUAAGGGAUUGGGAUCCAACAGGUCUGGAGCUGGAGAUGGAUGCUAUCACUCUAGAAUGCAUCAUGAAAGGCGAUGUGUUAUAUAGUGCUUUGCAGGACAUGAAAGAAGUAGGAUGCAAAGAAUGCUAUCUGUAUGCGAGGGCUGCGGCUGAUGGGAAACACGUAUUCGCGCUCAUAUCCAAGGGCCAGCUGGGAUUGUCCAAGAUUCUGCUGCCGAGUGAGCGGUCAAUUUUAGAGAAACUAGAAGUGUAUCAUCCGCUAUCACACGAGAGGCUGUACGAUAGUCCUGUGAUAGGAUUUUUUGAUUUUGCAACAUUCGAUAAGAUGAGGUCGAGCGCCAAGAUUGCUAGUAAGGUUCUGCUGCGAAAAGACAUACAUGGUCUGAUGAGCGUAAAUAUAUUGAGCCAAACGGAUGAUAUCAUUGUAAGUGAUGCGAAGAAGCCUCGGGCUGUUAAAAAUACUAGUCUGCCACUAUCAAAGGACUACCCGGGAAUUGUGAUUGACAUAUCAGUUUUGGAGAAGAUUCGCAUGGAUGAGGUGGACAUUUCAGAAAUACGAUUUUUGAUGGAAAGUGGUGACAAGAGUCUAGCUCCCGCGUAUAACCCCGUUGACGUGCCUGAGCAACGUAAAAUGGCGACAGGAGCGGUUGCGCUGCAGCAGGAUGAGUCUCUUUUGUUUGACAAAAGGAGCGCGUCUGAGGGACCCGCAAAGGGAGCCGACGAAGAGUAUUUGCCAGCCACCAAUGACAUCCCCCUGUUCUUUUAG